Molecule: messenger RNA, 1077 nt
Organism: Schistosoma spindalis
Lineage: Eukaryota; Metazoa; Platyhelminthes; Trematoda; Strigeidida; Schistosomatidae
Source: the annotation of a GenBank genome assembly
AUGUUUGGUGACGUUCCCCCUCUACCUACAUGUACGGAAUCAUAUGCCUUCCAGGUGGCUGGUCAUUCUCGAGAAAAUGCAAGUAGUUUCGAAAUACUUCGAGAUAAAUCUAAACCAAUUAUUUAUAAGUCAUUACAAGAUCGUGAAAGAGGUAUGCGUGAAGUGAUGUUUUACCAGAAUGUGUUUUCUGCGGAUGCUUCGGAAGCACUUAAACGUCUUCGUCAAUUUAUUCCAACUUAUUAUGGAGUUUUUCAAUGCCCAGGAACUAAAGCUUACUACAUGGCUUUAUCUGAUCUGGUGGCCGAUUUCAAACAACCAAAUAUAUGCGAUUUUAAAAUGGGCACAGUCAUUAAUUACCCGGAAGAUGAAAUCCCAGCCGAUCAAUUUCAAUAUACCUGGCGUCGUGAAUUGGGUAUUAUGUUAGCUGGUAUUCAGAUUUCCGAUUCAGUGAAUCACUGUUUAAUCAAGUUGAAUAAAGCGUUUGGACGCACUUUAACUCCAGAACAAGUUUAUUCACUUUGUGUAAAACCAUUUCUAGGUGCAGAUCCUACCUAUAGUGUUAAACUUGCUCAAAAUUAUAUCAUACAACUUGAACGUAUUUUAAAUUGGUAUGUGGAAUAUGGUGCAAAAGAGCUCACAUUCUGUCGUUCCUCACUUUUAUUGAUUCAUGAAUCAUUGACAAAUGAUAACAGUAAUAAUAACCACUGUCUUUCUGAAACGUGUUCUGCAUCAUCUCCUAUAUCAUCAUCCACCACAACAACAGAGGACAAUCAGUCAGUCAGUAGUUCAAAUGAUACUACCAACUCCGAUAUUACUGUGUCUUCGAAUGGAAACAAUGUUAGUAACAAUAGCAGUGACAGUAGUGAUCAUAAUACUGCACAUACAGAGGUUUAUUUAAUUGAUUUUGUGCGUUGGAAAGCUAAAUCAUCUACUGAUAUCAAUGAUAGUGGUGGUUGUAGUAAGGAUUGUUGGAGUUGUGAACUAACUGACGGUUUUCGGCAUGGAUUGGAAACAUUGAUCGCGUUAAUGCAACGUGUGGUUAAUACAGAAAAUUCAACUGAAAUAAAACAGAAUUGA